AUGAUGGAACCUCGUCGCACAUCAAGCGUCUAUUCCGACACCUUCGAGCUAGAUGAUCUGCUUCUAAGGCUCACGAAGCAGGCUGAUGAGCAGCACGAUAUGGUCAUCGACCUCUUGCGGCAGGAGAACAACGCACUCUAUCGCAAGCUCAAGGCGGAACGGCAGCUGUGGCGGGUCAUCGUCGGUCUCGUACAUGAAAUCGUUGAGUUGACCGGCCAGCUGGAGAAGCUGCUCGGGAAGGCCCGGUUGCGGAUGCAGCAGGGUAGAAUCAAGUAUUUGGCAAAUUGUACCGCCUUCUAG
Colletotrichum orchidophilum is the source of this 300-nucleotide messenger RNA. RefSeq lists its product as uncharacterized. The record is from RefSeq and is a predicted model, not a curated record. Bases 1 to 300 code for a protein of 99 amino acids. The transcript has a single exon. Lineage: Eukaryota; Fungi; Ascomycota; Sordariomycetes; Glomerellales; Glomerellaceae.